AUGGCGUCGACGCACCCAUACCGGUUCCCCGUCCCGGCCGAGGGCGAGCCGAGGCGACGCUCCGCCGCCCAGUCGUGCGGGACGUGCGGCGCGUCGGCGGUGGCCAGCUGCGUGGCGCUGUGCUGCUGCCCGUGCGCCGUGGUGAGCUGUUUGACGCUGGCCUUCGUCAAGGCGCCGUACUUGGCGGGCCGCCGGUGCGCGGCCAGGCUCGCCAGCAAGCGGAGGCGGCGGAUGAUGGUCAAGCAAGGUGGCCGCCCAGGCGCGACGCCGCGGAAGACGAACCGCGUCUGGGACCUCGACGACGACCAGCAGGAGUGGCGCCCCGACGGCGGCGGCGGCGGCGGCGCUGUGCAGGAAGAGCGCAAGGACCGGCGCUCGCCGGGGCCUGGCGACGCUAGCGACGCUGCCGUCGGCGAGGGCAGCGGUAGGGUGAGGUCGCGGGUGGACGCGGCGGAGAAGACGUGGGUGGAGAUCUACCAGCUCGGGCACUGGGGGUUCGGCCGGCUGUCCUCCUCAUCACGGCCUCAGGUGAUCAGUGGUGACGCCGACAGCGACGGCGUUGCUGCUGGCCGGCAUUGA
Messenger RNA from Oryza brachyantha (malo sina), 579 nucleotides. RefSeq lists its product as uncharacterized. The coding region runs from base 1 to 579 and encodes 192 amino acids. NCBI's taxonomy places the organism in Eukaryota, Viridiplantae, Streptophyta, Magnoliopsida, Poales, Poaceae. The record is from RefSeq and is a predicted model, not a curated record. The transcript has a single exon.